Molecule: messenger RNA, 1550 nt
Organism: Oryza sativa Japonica Group (Japanese rice)
Lineage: Eukaryota; Viridiplantae; Streptophyta; Magnoliopsida; Poales; Poaceae
Product: cocosin 1
Molecular function (GO): nutrient reservoir activity
Source: RefSeq, a predicted model, not a curated record
GUUGCCGCCAUUUCCGUGAGGGAAAGGGAGGAAAGCAGUUAAGCUCAGGAUAAACCGCCUCCUAAUUUGAGAUAAAUCCGUUAAUCCGACUCAUUAAUCCACGGAUAAUCACUGCGGCAUCGUAGGCCUUUUUUGAGCUAUAAAUAGAGCUCCUGAUCCCCUCCUCCACUCCACACCAAAACCUCUCCAAUCCCCAAAUCCUCCUCAUCUCCUCUUCCAGAACCUUUCUUUUUCGAUUUCGUGUUCGAGUUCUUUGUGAUUGCAGCGAUGGCGUCCGUGGAUCUGACCCCGAGGCAGGCGAGGAAGGCGUACGGCGGCGAUGGUGGGACCUACUACGAGUGGAGCCCCGCAGACCUGCCCAUGCUGGAACUCGCCAACAUCGGCGGCGCCAAGCUGUCGCUCAACGCCGGUGGCCUCGCCCUGCCCAGCUUUUCCGACUCCGGAAAGGUUGCGUAUGUUCUUCAAGGCAAGGGCACUUGUGGCAUUGUCCUGCCGGAGGCGAGCAAGGAGAAGGUGAUCGCCGUGAAGGAGGGAGACUCCCUGGCACUCCCCUUUGGCGUGGUGACAUGGUGGCAUAACCUCCCGGAGUCCCCAAUCGAGCUCGUCAUCCUCUUCCUCGGCGACACAUCGAAGGCGCACAAGGCCGGCCAAUUCACAAACAUGCAGCUCACCGGUGCCACCGGCAUCUUCACCGGCUUCUCCACGGAGUUCGUCGGCCGCGCAUGGGACCUCGCCGAGUCCGACGCCGUCAAGCUCGUGUCCAGCCAGCCUGCCUCCGGCAUCGUCAAGAUCAAGUCCGGCCAGAAGCUCCCCGAGCCGUCGGCCGCCGACCGCGAGGGCAUGGCGCUCAACUGCCUGGAGGCGCCGCUCGACGUGGACAUCAAGAACGGCGGCCGCGUGGUGGUGCUCAACACGGCGAACCUGCCGAUGGUGAAGGAGGUCGGGCUCGGCGCCGACCUGGUGAGGAUCGACGGCCACUCCAUGUGCUCGCCGGGGUUCUCGUGCGACUCGGCGUACCAGGUCACCUACUUCAUCCGCGGCAGCGGCCGCGUCCAGGUGGUCGGCGCCGACGGGAAGCGCGUGCUGGACACCCACGUCGAGGGCGGCAACCUGUUCAUCGUGCCGCGCUUCUGCGUCGUCUCCAAGAUCGCCGACGCCUCCGGCCUGCAGUGGUUCUCCAUUAUCACCACACCAAACCCGAUCUUCAGUCACCUGGCGGGGAAGACGUCGGUGUGGAAGGCGAUCUCGCCGGAGGUGCUGGAGGCGUCGUUCAACGCGACGCCGGAGAUGGAGAAGCUGUUCCGGUCCAAAAGGAUCGACUCGGAGAUCUUCUUCGCGCCCAACUGAGCAGCUUCCCUUUGCCAUUGCGUCGUCGCGUCGGUGUCGUCUUAAAUUAGGAUUAAGUCAUUAAUAAUUUCAUCUCUUAUCAUGAGAUGUUACUACCUUCUGUCAGUCUUAUGCUAUUGCGGUUGAACUGUGGUGAUUCGCCACUUAAAAUUCUAUUCUAUUCGAGAGUGCCUUCUGGUGCAAAUUUGCUCUGCUUUGUUUCA